AUGUUCAACGACGUGGUGUUCGUUGAGGACAAAGGCCGACCCUUGGGACAAGGCCCCGUGCGCCGACUUUACACCCUCGAGGUCGCGGUGCCAUCCGCCUAUGGCUGGGAGCAUAUAGAGGUUCCGCGCGCUAUACCGUCCGUGUGGAGACGUGCGAUUCAGCAGACUUCCCAACCUGAAGGCGCUUCGUUCGUGUGGUUCGACUGGAUAGGGUGCCCGCCACGAUCGGGAGUCCGCCUCCUCGACGUCCUGUGGGGCGGGCCGGAUCGCGCUCGUCUCGAGGACCGGCUCCGGGGCGGCCGCGUCAUGGACUUUGACUGUUACCCGGUGCGCACGAUCGAGCUGGAACUUGUCCCUGAGCUUUCGUAUUAUGGCCUCGUCAAGCGCGAGGUGACUCUGUGUCUCGAGGAGGACCUCGACAUUCAGGACCCACAUGGACCCAGUCGAGCGCAGCUCGCCGUCGCCGUCGCCAAAACAGUGGACUCCUUCCUCCACGUCCGUCUCAAAUCGACGGUUCUUUCCGGCGACGAUGUUCCUCCGUGCGAGCGCAGGCGAACAGUCUUGGAAGUCUUCAUGGCGAAUGGCAUCAACUACGAUGAUAUCAUCAUUGUUGGGAUUUCUGGAUAUAAUCAGACGUGCGACAAGCCGACAUUCCGGAUCUUGCUCGACGCGUGGAUGCAUCGUCCUUCGCAGGAGCUGACAGCUACUAACGCGAGCAGCGUAGUGUCCCCUCUCUAUAGAUUCAUGAGGGUGUCUGUGGACGACAGGCCUCGGAGCGCCCUGAUACCGCGGCGGAUCCCUCACCGACGCACGCUCGACCAGUGGGACUUUGAAUCCAGUUCCCAGACCGACUACGGCAUCAUACCUGACAUCCGCUUUGACUGGAUCGGAAGGGACGGAGAGGGCAUGCACAUGGGCGAUGUCAUACAUUACUACGCUGAUAUCCUCGGCACGCUCAUGCGAGAUGGGGCAUGUGCGCCACUCCAGGAAUGGGAGGACCUUGACGAGAUUGAACUCGACGGGUUUGAGUACGACACCACGAUCGACACGAGGAUGCCCGUUCGCGAGGGCUCAAAUGCCUACAGCUUGGCACGUAUCGUACGGCGAACCGCAGCGGAGCUGAUACGGUUUUUCAGAUCAAUGAUGCAGCAGAGCGCCGAGGGCAUCGAUAAGGACGAGCUCGCUAACUACUGUCUCGUACACGAGGCCAUCGUCAAUAACCAGAUCAUCAUGACACACCUGUCUCACAUAGGGGGAAGUAUCUUCCGUGUCAACCUUGAGACCGUCGGUGCAUAG
Postia placenta MAD-698-R-SB12 is the source of this 1296-nucleotide messenger RNA. RefSeq lists its product as hypothetical. Bases 1 to 1296 code for a protein of 431 amino acids. The transcript is spliced from 5 exons. The record is from RefSeq and is a predicted model, not a curated record. NCBI's taxonomy places the organism in Eukaryota, Fungi, Basidiomycota, Agaricomycetes, Polyporales, Adustoporiaceae.